CCAGAACCUCCCCACCGUCCAUCCCUCCCACUCAGGACUACAGUUCCCGGGAUGCCCCACGCGCCGCACCUGCACGCCCCCCUUGCCUCCCCGCGCGCGCACGCGCAGGAACACGAGCCUGGGCUGUGGACUCCGCGGCGAGCGUUGAGGAUGGAGGCCGGCGAGGCAGCGCCGCCGGCGGGGACGGGCGGCUGGGGCAAGUGGGUGCGGCUCAAUGUGGGGGGCACGGUGUUCCUGACCACCCGGCAGACGCUGUGCCGCGAGCAGAAGUCCUUCCUCAGCCGCCUGUGCCAGGGCGAUGAGCUGCAGUCGGACCGGGAUGAGACCGGGGCCUACCUCAUUGACCGCGACCCCACCUACUUCGGGCCCAUCCUCAACUUCCUCCGUCAUGGGAAGCUGGUGUUGGACAAGGACAUGGCCGAGGAGGGGGUCCUGGAGGAAGCAGAAUUCUACAACAUCGGCCCACUCAUCCGCAUCAUCAAAGACCGCAUGGAGGAGAAAGACUACACAGUGACCCAGGUGCCACCCAAGCACGUGUACCGCGUGCUGCAGUGCCAGGAGGAAGAGCUCACACAGAUGGUGUCCACUAUGUCUGACGGCUGGCGCUUUGAGCAGCUGGUGAACAUCGGCUCCUCCUACAACUACGGCAGUGAAGACCAGGCCGAGUUCUUGUGCGUGGUGUCCAAGGAACUGCACAGCUCCCCGCACGGGCUCAGCUCCGAGUCCAGCCGCAAAACCAUGAACGCAGAGGAGCCACUGGAGCAGCAACAGCAGCAGGAGGAGGAGGAGGAGGUGCAGGUGCAGGUGGAACGGGUGCAGGUGGAGGCAGAUACACAGGAGACAGCGCAGGCAUCUCAGGAUCCCGCUAACCUUCUCUCCCUCCCACCACCGCCUCCUCCGCUUGCCACUGGAGGUUCCCGUGUGCGCCCUCCCAGACCUGAGGCUGAGCUGGCCCUGAGGGCUUCUCCCUGGCCCCUCGCCCGCCCCCCGAGCUGCCGUCCCUGGUUUGUAGCUUGGCGGCGCUGGAGGGAGGGGGAAGCAAGGAGGGUGCUGGUCCCUUGGCUGGCUGUACCAGAGCGGACCUUGGGGCCCGUUUUCUGCUCCCUCCAAAGUUCCUCAGUGUACCUGGGCUGUGGGAGGGAGGCCCCACGAAGAGAGAGUUGAAGGGGCCAGGAGCUCUUUCCCACCUACCCAGAGCCAGGCUGGGGAGGAAGGGAGGGACUUGACACCAGAUGCCUUGGUCUCAUCCUGCUCAGCCAGGAGCUCCUAGGUUAUGGCCUUGUGUUCCCUGGUCCCGCAUUUCUGUAGGGCUGCUGGAGACUCCUGAUGCUAUGAGCAGUCAGCUGGGACUGGCUGAGGAUGGGAGGGGGGGCAGCAGAAAAGUCCUGGCUAGGUGCCCUCCUGCCACUCCCUCCCCAUCCUGUCUUCCUGCUGUGUGACCUCUGGCAAGUCACCUCCCGACUCUGGGCUGCAACUGAGCCUAAAGCAGGAGCAGACAGCAUUUGUCUGAGGCUCCUUUGCCAGGGGCCACGGUGACCUGCCUCUCCUGGCACUGACCCCCCUGGACCAAGCUGUGGCAGAAUCUGGCCAGCCUAGACAGCCGCCUCUCAGCCGAGACAGGGCGCAGGGCCGCCCGGGAAGCUCAGCUGGGGUGUCCUUCCCUGCUUCCCUGCCUUCUCUGGGCCUCAGCCCCACACUGCCUCUGGAAGCGCACAUCGGUGACUCACUUGCCUCUCUCUCUCUCCCUCUCUCCCUCCACCCCUGCCUCCCUCCAUCUCAAUCUCUCUGUCCCUCCGGCCCUCACAUCACCCCCUCACCACCCCACCUCCCGGUGUUCUGGCCCUGCUUCCCUUCUCCCCCUCUUAUUUUGUAGCUGUUACCAGCCAGAGGCUCGUGGAUGUGAGGCCCCAGAGCGCCUGCAGGGACUUGGGGUUCCAAUCUGAAAUCUUUUAUUUUUGUAUCACGGGGUGGGCC
Ochotona curzoniae (black-lipped pika) is the source of this 1974-nucleotide messenger RNA. It is a transcript of the gene KCTD17, whose product is annotated as potassium channel tetramerization domain containing 17. Bases 52 to 1164 code for a protein of 370 amino acids. Gene Ontology annotation, biological process: proteasome-mediated ubiquitin-dependent protein catabolic process; protein homooligomerization. The record is from RefSeq and is a predicted model, not a curated record. Gene Ontology annotation, cellular component: cytoplasm; Cul3-RING ubiquitin ligase complex. Gene Ontology annotation, molecular function: cullin family protein binding. NCBI's taxonomy places the organism in Eukaryota, Metazoa, Chordata, Mammalia, Lagomorpha, Ochotonidae. The transcript has 8 exons.